Molecule: messenger RNA, 2230 nt
Organism: Serinus canaria (Common canary)
Lineage: Eukaryota; Metazoa; Chordata; Aves; Passeriformes; Fringillidae
Gene: RNF186
Product: ring finger protein 186
Exons: 1
Coding region: 625-1542 (305 amino acids)
Biological process (GO): protein ubiquitination
Molecular function (GO): ubiquitin protein ligase activity
Source: RefSeq, a predicted model, not a curated record
UGACUAAAACAAACAGGGCAAAAGAGUUAUCCUAGGCUGAAUAAAGAGAUACCAUAUGAUAAAAGAGCUGAUAACAAUUGGACAUUCAACAGUCAAAUUAGUAAUUUCAAUCUCAUUCUUCACUUGGUGCUGUCGGGUAGUAAGUGUUUCUAAACCAAGAGCAAACUUCCUACCCAGAGAGCCCAGAACUGGUGAUACAUAUGCUUUAAUCAAAGAACUGCAUUCAGCACACCAAUGUUAGAAAGAGGUAAUUCCUCCAAGCCUGUCACUGUCUAGCAGAGCACUGUUUGGAGAACAAUGAAAUUGCUUUCAUUAAAGAGGGUUCUAAUUUAAUAAUAAUGGUAGUGUCUGGCUGUCAGAGUGGUCUGCUAAUGCCAUGGAGUCUGCUUCCGGACAGGAAUUGCCCACUGAUAUUAUCAGUCAUUGUAAACUGUCUUGGCUGGGAAGUCAAUCAUUAACUCUGGUCCCCAUGUCAUAAAAACAUAUAUUGUAAGAGCAUGACUGGCUUAAGGCUCUCACUAAUCAAUCAGGCAUACAGCAGGAAUACAGCAACACAUAAAAGGAGCCAGAGACUCAGGAAAUCCUUCAGCUAAGGGGAGACAAGCUGCACCGAGGUUUAUCUCCAUGGAGAAAUCCACUGACAAGCCAAACAAGGAAAACAGAUCGUCAGCUCCUGGAGUACUGCAGGCUGAGGCAAACAGUCCAGCACCCGUGGCAGGAGGUGCAGCAGAAAUGAGCAGAGCAGGAUCCGUAACACAAAACUCAGAAUGUAAGAGAGUGCGAUUCACUGAAGAGUGUACAGAAGAAAUGGAGAGUCCUUCAGGAACAGAGAGAGACAGUUCUGCUGCCUUUAAACCGGCAGUUUUGGAACAAGACUCUCCAAACUCAAGGCCGCUUGCUGUGCUAACGGACACAAACUCUUCCGAAAUGAGCACGUUGGACCUGAACCACCAGUGCUCAGACACAGCCACCCUGGACAUGGACUGCAUGAUCUGCUUCAACAAGUACAGCAUCUACAGAGUCCCAAAGCUCCUGGACUGCCAGCAUGCCUUCUGCGCUGUCUGCCUCAAGCUGAUCCUCAGGAAAGAGGAGAGCACCUGGACAAUCACCUGCCCUCUCUGCAGAAAACCCACCUUCGUGUCAGGAGGGCUCAUCCGCACGCUCCAGAAUAAAGAAGACAUCCUGGGGCGCUUGGAGAACCUUGAUUCAAACCCUGAGGUGUACAUCUGUGCCAUGGGCCUGGAUGGCAACAGCUGGACUCAGAGCAGCCAAGACAUUUUGAACACAGAGGAAACCAGCCCAGCACACAGCAGCCUGGCUGUGCAGAGACUCCUGCUGCUCCUGCUGCUUGGGGUGAUCCUCACCAUGCUCAUCCUCCCCUUCAUGUACUCAGGGAGGGUGAAAUGGGUAAUUUGUCUCCUGCUCACUUUGGGGCUGCUCAUGUCUAUGGUGCUUUGCUGCACUCCUAAAUUCCACUGCAGGUGCAAGAAGGACUCCCCUGCCUCCUGUGACAAGGAGAUCCACAUUGUUACUGUUGCCUGAAACAAUUAACCUGCCUGUCCCAGAGAUCAGGGACCGGGCCAAGGUGCGUGGGCACGCCAGUGAGUUUUGGACUUAAAAACAAUCUCUCCGAGAAUAAGUUCAACAGUUGGCUGAGCUGGCUCAAUGCCAAUGCACACUGUUGUUAAGUCUCAUUACUGCAAACAAAAGGAACUAUUUAUAUGUUGAUAUUUAUGUGUUUUCACACUUUUUUUUUUUUUUGUAAUUGUGUUGGUUUGCUUUUGCCAUUUUGUUCAUGUCUGUGUCCCUUCCUGAUCAGCCCUGCAGGAUGUUAUCUGGAACACCUGGGAGGUGAUGUCCUGCAAAACCCCGGGGUUGCUGCUCCCACUCUGAAAACAUGGACACCUUUCCGUGGGGCAGAGUGGGAAAUAAAGCUGCUAAAUCAGGGAGUGGGUGUUUGGAAGAGUUUUUUUAACCCAGAUUAUCACCUCAAUCCCUGGCAGGGAUGUCAGUUGAUGUCUUUUGAAGUUACACAUAAAAUUGGAGAGGAAGAGGCAAAAUCAAUGCUCCUGAUCUUGGUUUGUGGCUUGCAAAGGGCAAGGCUCAAAAACCUCAUGACCCUCCAAAUUCCCCACUUUAUUUAGCACUGAAAUAGUUCCUCUCACCUGAAUUCCUUUAUCAGGCAACCUGCAGGACCUCUCUUCUUGCCCCCUUUACAUUGCCGUUGAAG